ACAACAGAUCCCAAAACUGAUUUUGAAACUUCAUUGAAAAUUGUGUUCAGGCAUCCUUUAAAAAAAUGAGAUACCUCCUGGGAGUCGCACUGCUUAACAUGGUCGUGGCUGGCACCAACGGUCAGCUCACGGCCGCCGAAUCUAUGGGAGACGUCUUCUUCUACAGCACACCGAUCUACUGCACCACCCUGGUACCGCAACUGCAGACCUGCCCGCCCCAGCCUUGUUUCGCCUCCAACACCCGGGGACAAUGCUGUAUGGGAAUCUACAGAUCUAGUAAGAUAACACUUUCAAUCUACCACUAGCAUUAUCAUUAGCAAGAAGUAUUUUUUACUAGAUCUAGUUGUAAAAUCAUUAGUCGGAAAUCGUUCGUUAAAAAAAAAAAAGUUGAGCGUGGAUCAUCUUGGCAAGGCAGUCUAUUUACAAGUGAUAGAAGCGCUGUGAGACCAGUGGUUUAAAAUCAUUUUUUCACAUCAUUGAAAGAUUCUGUUCAGUGACAACAGAACGUGGGGAAAAUCUUCCUUGCCCAACACAUAUACGCGAAUGUUUUCAAGAAAUGUUAAGUUAAUAACAAGAAAAAGUAAUCACUUUUGUUCGUGGGCCUAAACUAAUCAGCGAAAAGAGGAAGAUGUUGUGUUUUUUUUUUUUUUGUGUGCGCGUCUUAACAUGGAAUCCAUUUGGUUCUGGUUAACAUUGAUGUACAGAUUAACAGAUGAAUACGCGAAUGUUUUCAAGAAAUGUUAAGUUAAUAACAAGAAAAAGUAAUCACUUUUGUUCGUGGGCCUAAACUAAUCAGCGAAAAGAGGAAGAUGUUGUGUUUUUUUUUUUUUUUUGUGUGCGCGUCUUAACAUGGAAUCAAUUUGGUUCUGGUUAACAUUGAUGUACAGAUUAACAGAUGAGCACUAUGAAUUUGGUGAGAGAUUUUUAGUCUGCAUUGGAUAAGAAACGCGGAAAGUUGGUUAAACAAUAAAUGGCAAAUCUCAUGUCGACCAACUAGCAAAAACUCUUUUAGUUAAUUUAAAUGCGUUUUGAAUAUCUUCUGUUAAUUUAAAAUUCUCCUCAACCCCGCCCACCACUCCGUUUCAGCGUUACCUCCCUUGUGGUUCUUCCUGAUGGGUAGAAGAUCAAGUAAGAACUUACUUAAAAAAAAAUAAAAAAUCUCGAUUUAAACAUUUUCUCCCCUUUUUGUUUCAGCGACUGGUGCCCUGUACCAACAAUGCAAGUGUAACAACAAUAUCAACUGUAACACGUACCCUCCAGUUGGAGGUCCCUCAGCCACCAGAACGCCACCCCCAACCACCAGCACGCCACCCCCAACCACCAGCACGCCACCCCCAACCACCAACACAAGACGAACAACUCGCGCCGCUAGAACCACCACUGCGGCUCCCUUCUUCCACGACAUGCCCCAGUAUUGCAGCGCCGUCACCGCCGACAUGCCAAAGUUCUGUUUAGUGCCUGACCCCUGCUACUCAUCCACGACAAGAGCCUCAUGCUGCCUGACAUUAUCAAGGCAAUUUCUAAUAGACGGUAAGUGCUCUAGGAUAUUUAAAACUUCUCGGAAAGUUUAUUCACUGGGGUGAAUUUGGAACACAAGCUUAUCCUGACUUAUGGCACAUUGACGCCACAUGGGAUUAAUGUCAUGUCUCUUUUCACAGCUUGAACCACGCUCCGCCCCUCCAACCCCCGACCUAUUGCAGUGGACUUACUUCUCCUCUUUUUUUUUUUUUCGCUCUUCCCUAUUUAAUCUCUAACUCACUUACUGUCUGUCACAUUUCUUUUGCUGCCCACGGAUACUACUUCUAUGCUAAGUGCUAUUUUUUAAUUUUAAUUUUAUUUUUAUACCGUUUUUUUCUGUUGUUUUGUUCACUGACGAAGGAUUUCUGCCGACACAUUCGUUGUUUUGUUGCGUUCUUUUUUUUCAGGUUUUACCCUACUUUGUUCUACUCAUUUUACAUUGUGCUAACGUGAUUGCACUCUCUCCCCUUAUUACCCUUAUUCACUAGGGCAGUGGUUCACAAACGUUCACGGGGCCCAUGCUGAAUCCAGAUUUUUCCCCAAAUCGCCCUGUGUCUUAUUAUAACAAGUAUACUGCGAAAAAGCGAUUCCCGUUUUAAAAAUGACUCUGAGAUCUAUCUUCACAAGUGACGUCUGCAAUCAUAAAACAAAGUCCCCAAUGCAUGUCGUACUAUCGACGCGUCAUCACACUCUUGUCCGAAUUGGACUCAAUGCCCUCUUUAUUUAAAAAAACUCACCUUUUCAAUAACAACCACCCAUUUUAAAGAAUCCAAACGGGACAUAUGUAGUUCAGUAACUUCAAUUGAUUUAAGGACACCAAAUUUUAGCUGUUACCAUCUCUGAAAACUUGUUCAACAACAGAGUACCGAGAAAUUUCGAGAAAAUACAACAAAAUUAGAUAUCAUUAAUAGUUUUAAAAAAAAGCAUUUUUGCAGCGGCUUAUGCAAUUGGCCCCCCUCCCCCCGAAGCCAGAUCCACUAGAUGUCACUUCAUAAAUCACUUUUAAAUUAAAAUUUGAUCGACAAUUUUGAACAUUUUAAAGCGCAAGGACACCGUGCCCCACCCCUUCCUCAAUUUGCGCCACGCUUCAGAGAAUUAAAACACACCAAUUUUAUGCAAAUUCUAUCUGAAGGCAUGCUCAUUAUGAGACUUGAAAUGCUCAUUAUGAGACUUGAAAUGCUCAUUAUGAGACUUGAAAUGCUCAUUAUGAGACUUGAAAUGCUCAUUAUGAGACUUGAAAUGCUCAUUAUGAGACUUGAAAUGCUCAUUAUGAGACUUGAAAUGCUCAUUAUGAGACUUGAAAUGCUAAUUAUGAGACUUGAAAUGCUCAUUAUGAGACUUGAAAUGCUAAUUAUGAGACUUGAAAUGCUCAUUUUGAGACUUGAAAUGCUAAUUAUGAGACUUGAAAUGCUCAUUAUGAGACUUGAAAUGCUCAUUAUGAGAUUUGAAAGACUGUAUAAUUUUUGAUAAACCGAAAGGCAACCAUUGUUUUGAUGAGAUCAUUUUGCGAUCAUUACCCGAAGCGUAACGCUCAGAGCCGGGUUAACUAAACGCCAAUGGGGGCACGCGCCUAGGGACCCCUACACGGUUUAGGGACCCCCUCGUCAUCGGAUCAACAUAUGGGUUGGUAGGACUUAACAAGUUGUAAGCAUUAUGGGGAGAAAAGAAUGCAACACAAGACAUUACAGUUUAUUAAGACCGUAAUCGUCAAAAGGGUUUUUUUUUUUUUGGAGAGACUAUCUUCAUUUGUGAUUGUAAGGAUAAAUAAAAUAAAAUGUAGACUGUCAUUUGAUUCGGUCAGUGAAUAGGCGACCAAAAAUGCGAUAUCGAUAGACUUUUUAAAAAUUUAUCAGUCAUAUGUUGAAAAACAUAAAAGGUUGAUUCGAAAAUAAGGCUACAGGAUAUGGAUGAAGUCCUGUUUUUGAGGGAGGUCAUUUGAUUUAAUGUUGCCCAGGGUCGAACUAGCGAACAAUCAUAUUCAUCACUGUAAUAAGUUCCAAGUUGAAUCAAUUCUAUUUUUUUUUCAUUACAGCUCCCGGACUGAUCGCUUACCUUCCACAGUGCAGAUGCAGCGCCAGCGUCGGCACCUGUGAACAAAAUGUGCAGGGGUGAGCCUUGAAUUAAACUCUAGCCACGGUCAAGGUCUGAAAUAUGACGGAGGACGGACAACGCCCAGCUCCUGGAAUUUCCUUUUUAUUAGACAUCCCUUAAG
Lymnaea stagnalis (great pond snail) is the source of this 3730-nucleotide messenger RNA. NCBI's taxonomy places the organism in Eukaryota, Metazoa, Mollusca, Gastropoda, Lymnaeidae. The record is from the annotation of a GenBank genome assembly.